GCGUCUCCAUGGUGACGAGAGCACGGCGCGCCGUGUUUGCGUAUUGGCGGCGUGCGGGUCGUGACGUCAUCGCCGCGCCCCGCCGAGAGCGCAGACCGGCUCCUUUCGGGCCGCCGACCAAUCAGCGCCGCCGGACCGCGCCGCCCGGCCAAUCAGUAGUUAGGAGGCGGGAGGGGGGCGCCCCGCUCGGCCGCUCGCUUCCGUCUUCCCCACACGGCGGCCGACGCUCGGGACGGAUUGCCGCUCGGAGCGGUGCGGGGAUGUCCUACAAACCCAUCGCGCCCGCCCCCAGCGCCAGCCCCGCCCCGGGGCCCGCCGCCACGGCCGCCGCUCCCAGCGUCCCCUCGCCGUCCGCCUUCCGCCCACUCUUCAACGACUUCGGGCCGCCCUCUAUGGGUUAUGUGCAGGCAAUGAAGCCGCCCGGCGCGCCGGGCUCGCAGAGCACCUACAGCGACCUUCUGUCUGUCAUCGAGGAGAUGGGCAGGGAGAUCCGGCCCACCUACGCCGGUAGCAAGAGCGCCAUGGAGCGACUCAAGCGGGGGAUCAUCCACGCGCGGGCGCUGGUGCGGGAGUGCUUGGCCGAGACAGAGCGCAAUGCCCGCACGUGACAGCCGCCCCCCGCCCCCCCGAGCCCCGCCGGUGGCUCCCCCCGAGCGGGGCCACCCCCGGGGCUCCCCUCCCUCUCCUAGCCUUCCAGCUUUUAUAAAUAAAAGACGUGUUG
Molecule: messenger RNA, 721 nt
Organism: Lagopus muta (rock ptarmigan)
Lineage: Eukaryota; Metazoa; Chordata; Aves; Galliformes; Phasianidae
Gene: CDK2AP2
Product: cyclin dependent kinase 2 associated protein 2
Exons: 4
Coding region: 9-608 (199 amino acids)
Biological process (GO): regulation of microtubule cytoskeleton organization; negative regulation of G1/S transition of mitotic cell cycle
Cellular component (GO): cytoplasm; microtubule; nucleus
Source: RefSeq, a predicted model, not a curated record